This is a messenger RNA of Geodia barretti, 468 nucleotides long. Lineage: Eukaryota; Metazoa; Porifera; Demospongiae; Tetractinellida; Geodiidae. The record is from the annotation of a GenBank genome assembly.
AUGAUCAGCGCGGUCGCCGAACUGUUCGAGAUUCAUCCGCAGACCCUUCGCCUCUAUGAGCGCGAGGGCCUCCUCCGCCCGUCGCGCACCGAGGGGAACACCCGCGUCUAUACCGAUGACGAUCUGGAACAGCUCCAGACCAUCCUCAACCUGCGGGAACUCGGAGUGAAUCUGGCCGGGGUGGACAUCAUUCUCAACAUGCGGGGGAAGAUGCAGCGCAUGCAGGAAGAGAUCACCCAGUUCACCGAGUUCAUUCAUCGGGAGCUCUCGCGGGAGGACAACGCGCUGAGUGAACGGGCCAAGAACGCCUUGGUGCGCCUGCCGCGCAGAGACAUGGUUCCGGCCGGUUCCCGGCCGCCAAGUUCGAACUCGCCCGGUUCGAACUCCCCCGGUUCGAACUCGCCCGGUUCGAAUUCCGAUGCCGGGUCCGCUCCCGGCGUCUCCCCGUCCCGUUCCCGAAGUUCGUAG